This is a messenger RNA of Dermatophagoides pteronyssinus (European house dust mite), 1137 nucleotides long. RefSeq names its product nicotinate-nucleotide pyrophosphorylase [carboxylating]-like. The record is from RefSeq and is a predicted model, not a curated record. Gene Ontology annotation, biological process: quinolinate catabolic process; NAD+ biosynthetic process. Lineage: Eukaryota; Metazoa; Arthropoda; Arachnida; Sarcoptiformes; Pyroglyphidae. Gene Ontology annotation, molecular function: nicotinate-nucleotide diphosphorylase (carboxylating) activity. Gene Ontology annotation, cellular component: cytoplasm.
UGCACAUGUGCAUAUGUCAUCAGGUGGCUUGAAGUAUUUUUUUAAUUCAAUUUGAUUAUCAUCGAUUAAUAUUGAAUAACUAUUGUACUCAAACAUAAUAUGGCCAAUCAUAAUUUGAAAAACAUUUUGAAUCCAAUAAAAAUCAAAGAAUUAGUUCGAUUUUGGAUUAAUGAAGAUGUACCAAGUUUUGAUAUGCAGGGAUUGGUGGUUGGUGAUACACCAGUUACAGCGAUAAUCUAUUGUAAACAAACAGGAAUAUUAGCUGGAUUUCCAUUUGUUCAAGCAGUUUUCGAAGAACUAGGUGUUGAUCCACCAAAGUUCUUAUAUGAAGAAGGAACUUUUAUCAAUGAAGCUUCACAGCAUAAUAAAAUUAAGAUAGCCUCGGUACAUGGACCUGCUCGAUUGAUUCUUCUUGCCGAACGAACUAUAUUGAAUGUUUUAUCUAGAUGUUCAGGAAUAGCAACCAAAUGCUAUAACAUUGGAGUAAAAUUGAGAGAAAUGUCCUGGAAUGGUCGACUAGCUGCAACACGUAAAACGACGCCCGGUUUUCGGAUGGUAGAAAAAUAUGGAGUAUUAGUUGGACAAGCUGAUACUCAUCGUUAUGAUCUCAGCACAAUGAUCAUGUUGAAAGAUAACCAUGUGAAGAUAUCAGGCCAUGCAAAUAUAGCAACUAUUGUAUCAGAAGUGAAGAAAUGUGCUGGAUUUAGUUGUCGCAUCGAAGUAGAAUGUUCAUCAUAUGACGAUGCUCAUCAGGCUGCUGAAGCCGGUGCCGACAUAAUCAUGUUAGACCAUGUGUCAGCGAAUCAAGGAGCCGAAAUCAGCCGUAAGUUACGCUCGGAGCAUCCAUCGAUAUUGAUCGAAGCAAGUGGUAAUAUUACCGAAACGAAUAUCCUUGAAUAUGCAAGACCAGAAUAUGAUAUUAUAUCAAUGAGUAGUAUAAUUCAAGGCUGUCCUCCUGUGGAUUUUUCCAUGAAAAUUAUCGAGAGUAAUUGAUUUUUUAUAUUACAUAAUUUUUUAUUCAAUUUUUUUCUUAAAUCGUUUAUAGUUACAAAAAAUCAUUCACAAAAAGAAAGUUCACUGUAUAGAAUCUCUGUUCAACAACUUCGGAAAUUGAAUGUAUAUGUGAGUGUAAAUGUA